GAGAGACGGUGAAGACGCUCCGGUGCUUCGUGUGCCCGGGAAGGAGGACCUGGAAGGCCAGAACGAUGAUCCAACUGUGACCAAGGUGGUUGACAGGCGCUGGUAUGAGAAGAACAAGCACAUAUAUCCCGCAAGUGUGUGGAAAGAGUUCAAGGUUGGUAAAGAAUUUGAAGAUUUGGCGAAGGGGAGGAGAGAUGCGCAGGGGAAUGCAUUCUUCUUCGGAUAGCCCAUGCGAACAGAACAAGCAUCAGCACCGAGUUGUUGGCAAGUCAAUAUCAAUCGAGGACAAAGUACUAUGGAUAAAAAGAAAUGCUUUGGUUUCAGAAAGCAUUUUUGGGCUCCUGCCUAUCCCCGUCGUUUCCGACGCCGUUUUCCGACAAUUCGGUUUAUGGACCUUCUUUCCACGCUUCGACGCCGGAUCUUCAUCCUCCCAAUGACCUAUUACUGCUUGCUCUGAAGAUCCCGUUUCGAUCUUCCGCUUGAGAACCAUGGAACAUCAACUCACAUGCAACAAUCAGCAUGGCGGACCGUGUCGAGCGAUUCUGAAGCGCGAAGCAGUCGUCACCACAUGCUCACACAUUUUCUGUCUGCCUUGCACGCAAAAUACCGGCCUCGCCGACGCACCACUUGAUCGGCGUCGCUGUCCUGCCUGCAACAGCACUCUUCCAAACCAAGACGAUGCUGUGAAGACCCGCUUGGACCCCUCCGAAGAGUACAAAACGAGCGUCCUCAGUGGACUCGACCCUUCAACGGUCCUUGAAUGCGCUGGAAGAGCAGUGGCUUUCUGGAGUUACCAGGUCACACAUGAAAUUGCUUACCAGCAGUUUGUGGCGAAGAAUCUGACGGAGAAAUACACCCACCUCAGUUCAACAAUGGACAAAGUGGUCCACGAGGCCAAUACUGAGAUUCAAGCAAUGCAGAAGAAGCUAGGAGACUCGACGGCUGAGCUUCAAGGUCUGCAGCAGAAACAUGACGAGCUCGCGGAUUACUACCGAGAGAAAAGCCGCAAGCUUGCCCAGAUGCAGAAGUUGUAUAACGCCCUCAAACAAAGAGCCCAGGCAGCAGAGAUGAUAGCUCCUGCUGCCUCGAAGGAUGUCGAGCAGACUUUGCAGUCGAUUGCCAGUGUACGACGGCCCGACGCUGGUUUUGCAAAGCCAGCUCCACGGCCAGAGAUUCAGCCAACAGUCCGGCCGUCGCUUUCCGAGAGAGGGAACCGGCCACUGGACGUCGGAUAUGGUGGUGUCGAGCCGCUGCAUCCUCACCAAAGAUCUGGCAGUAGUGCGAUGGCCGCUGCUCAGAGAGGGAUGCCAUCUACAGCCACACUUCCUGCGAAGCUCGCUACCGUUGGCAUCUCUGGCACUCCACUACAUCGAGCCACUUUACCGGGUCAGGCAAGGGCUGCCGUCAAUCGAUCUCAACUUCCGGUAACAGCUGGGAGAACUCAAUUCACCCAUGAGCAACGUAUACCAGGUUCUGCCCGGCCACAGCCCAUACAUAACAGCAAAGUGCCCGUAUCGACCAAUUACACUGGACUACUGCAAGGUAUCAAGAUAAGUCGGCCGGGUACAGCUGGAUCAGGGGAUAUGCAUCCAAAGUUUGAUUCAAAUACAAGCAAGUUCUACCAGAUGGUGCAGCAUUAGGGAGAACCAGAUACUGUAUGUGCGCGGUUAUUGCUUGCUCCCAUCGAAGCACAGCUUUCAUUACCGAGUUGUUCGAGAUAUGGGAUGGAUCAUUGGGGGAUUGAUUGGUUUUUCCACGUUGAUCAAGUACACUUCGUCGAGCUCGGCACGUUCUUAGCCCAUGAUUUUCGGCUAAGCAGCGUGACAUGAUCGGUUUGCCUAAAAAAACGCGUUUUCGAGUUCUUGUUGUGCUUGGUACGUCCACCUCUAUGUCUACACGUACUCAGUCGGUGCCCAAUAUCAAUCCAGACCCGCACCUGUACCCACCUACCCACCCUCAC
This is a messenger RNA of Exophiala viscosa, 1960 nucleotides long. Its product is annotated as cyclin B1 interacting protein 1. Gene Ontology annotation, molecular function: ubiquitin protein ligase activity. NCBI's taxonomy places the organism in Eukaryota, Fungi, Ascomycota, Eurotiomycetes, Chaetothyriales, Herpotrichiellaceae. Gene Ontology annotation, biological process: reciprocal meiotic recombination. The coding region runs from base 489 to 1640 and encodes 383 amino acids. The transcript has 6 exons. Gene Ontology annotation, cellular component: synaptonemal complex. The record is from RefSeq and is a predicted model, not a curated record.